GGGAGGGGAGCGUUCGGAGCGCGGCCGCUGGGCGGGCGAAUGGCCAGGAUGAGGCCGGCCGCUUUCGGUUUAACCGUCGUCCGGCAUGGGGAAACAAGAUACAACAAAGAGAAGAUUCUGCAAGGCCAAGGUGUAGAUGAGCCCCUCUCAGAGACUGGCUUCAGACAAGCCAAUGCAGCUGGCCUGUAUCUCAGUAAUGUAAAAUUUACUCAUGUCUUCACAAGUGAUCUGCUUCGGGCAAAGCAGACAACAGCCGCAAUUCUAAAGAAGAGUAAGUUCUGCAAAGAGGUUGCUGUAAAAUAUGAUGCAAGACUCAGAGAGCGGAAAUAUGGAGUGGCAGAAGGGAGGCCUCUGAGUGAUCUCAGGAUAAUGGCAAAAGCUGCAGGGGAGCAGUGUCCAUCUUUUACACCUUCUGGAGGAGAAACACUUGAAGAAGUAAAAGCACGUGGCAAGGAUUUUUUUGAACACCUUUGCUGUCUUGUUGCCCAAGAAGCAUGUCCAGAAAAUAAAGCUGAGACAGAAGGAAGUAGCACAGAAAUGGCAGGCGGAAGUUCUACCAGCUCAUUGACCAACCACCAGAGCAGACUGGAAUUUAAUUCCGACAGAGGUGCUGAAAUAUUGGAUGCCAACAUACUGGUUGUGAGUCAUGGGGCAUUUAUGAGAAGCUGGGUGGGCUAUUUCAUUUCAGACCUGGCGUGCACUUUACCAGCCACUUUGUCAAAGACUGAGCUGUCUUCUGUGAGUCCCAAUACUGGAAUUAGUCGGUUCAAUAUAAAACUAGAGAUGAGCGAGGACAGUAAACCUAAAAUCCACUGCGUCUUUCUUAAUAGAGAUGACCAUUUAGGUGAGAAGGUGAUGGCUGGAAACAUGGAGCUCUGAAACAUUAAAAUCACAAAGUUUAUGUAUGCAGACUGUAAAAGCAUAUUUUCUUUUAAAGCAUUUUAGUGGACUAGCCUGUUGGAAGGUAAAGGUCUUCUUGCUCAGGAGGGGGGAAAAUGGAGUUGAUUCAGUUUGGAAAGUUUGUAGCAACUGCUUAUUGGUAGCAUGCCAUACAGCCCAGUAUUGCAUAAAUGGAAAGCAGCACUUGUUUACUCAUAUACACGGCUGAAAUUACCUUAACUUUUUAGCAAGUGCUGUAGUAUUAACUGAAAAAGUUCUAUUUGUGCACAGAGAACUCAGUACGGUUACCCCAUGUAUUUACCGGAGGAUUAUUUGUCAGUGGUGACACUUCUGCAAAGCAAGAUUUCACCCUCUGGAGCCAUUCUAAACCUGGCUGCUUGUUUCAUUAUGCAUGAAGGAGCAUGAGCAAACAUGGAGCUGUGGCCACGUAUUUCCUCCCAACACUCUGCCCUUAUUUCUGCUGCACGAAGACUUCAAAUGGCUAAACCUGGAUACGUGUGGUUCACAGCAACUUGUUCACUGUAGCACUCAGGUGCGUAGCCCAGUUCUACAGAGAGCCUUGCCAUUCUGACACCCUUGAGCAUGCAUUUUCCCUCUGUUGUGUGAACCUUUAAUUUGUAUAAAUUAAUAAGUAAAUGAUUGGAUUUCAUUUUAUUUUGUACUAACUCACUUUAAGACAUUCACACCCUGGUCUUUUGUCAAAAAGGCUCUCAGAAUGGCAAAAAGUCAGUAUUGAGUCAGUCCCUGUCUUCAGGCUCAGAAUCUAAAAAGACAUGAGCCACAAG
Messenger RNA from Lacerta agilis (Sand lizard), 1685 nucleotides. RefSeq names its product TP53 induced glycolysis regulatory phosphatase (gene TIGAR). Gene Ontology annotation, cellular component: cytosol. The transcript is spliced from 6 exons. The record is from RefSeq and is a predicted model, not a curated record. NCBI's taxonomy places the organism in Eukaryota, Metazoa, Chordata, Lepidosauria, Squamata, Lacertidae. Gene Ontology annotation, biological process: regulation of pentose-phosphate shunt; fructose 2,6-bisphosphate metabolic process; negative regulation of programmed cell death. The coding region runs from base 40 to 879 and encodes 279 amino acids. Gene Ontology annotation, molecular function: fructose-2,6-bisphosphate 2-phosphatase activity.